Messenger RNA from Lampris incognitus (smalleye Pacific opah), 2637 nucleotides. RefSeq names its product transient receptor potential cation channel subfamily V member 1-like. Bases 154 to 2400 code for a protein of 748 amino acids. The record is from RefSeq and is a predicted model, not a curated record. Lineage: Eukaryota; Metazoa; Chordata; Actinopteri; Lampriformes; Lampridae. Gene Ontology annotation, cellular component: membrane. Gene Ontology annotation, biological process: calcium ion import across plasma membrane. The transcript is spliced from 15 exons. Gene Ontology annotation, molecular function: protein binding; calcium channel activity.
ACCACUAGAACUGUGCGUGAAAUCCUGUUCAUGUAAGUGGAAGGGCACAGUUGGUUCCAUUUAGAAUCGUGUUUUAGAACCGGGGAUAGAAUAACCCACCCCAGCCAAGAUGGAGCAGUUCCUUUGACAGGAACUGGUGGAGGUGAAGAAGAAAUGGAACAGCAAAAUGAAGGGAGAGAGGAGGAAGCCAGUACCUAUGGCUGGCUACUCAAAGCAGAAGACUCAGACAGAAAUCCCACACCUAUGGACACCUGUGUGAAGGCAUCUGUCAGAGAAAACACCGAUGUUGACCAUAUUCCAGGGGAAAAAUUCACCAAAGAAAAAGUUUUUGAAGCAGCUUGCAAAGGGGAGACACGUCAACUUCAGGGCCUGCUCAACUACCUACAAAUUAAUGACAAGCGACUUACGAGCCCAGAAUUCAUAGAUAAAACAAAUGGGAAAACUGCGCUCUUGAAGGCCUUAUUAAACCUGAAAGAUGGUAAAAAUGACACUAUUGAGAUAUUCCUUGACAUAGCAGAGAAAACUGGAGAUUUAAAAGAUUUUGUCAACACAUCUUAUUGCGACUUCUACUACAAAGGCCAGACAGCUCUUCACAUUGCCAUUGAGAGGCGGAGCUUUGACCACAUGAAACUGCUGGUCCAGAAAGGAGCAGAAGUGCAAGCCAAGGCUAAUGGGGAGUUCUUUCAGCUUCAGUCUGGACCAGGCUUUUAUUUUGGCGAGCUUCCCCUGUCGUUGGCGGCCUGCACCAACCAGUUGGACAUGGUUUCCUUUCUCAUGGAAAACCCCUACAACUCUGCUGACCUGACUGAUAAAGACUCUCAAGGAAACACCGUCUUACAUGCAUUGGUGGUCAUAGCAGACAACUCGCCAGAAAACACGGACUUCAUCAUAAAGAUGUAUGAUGAGAUUCUCAUUCGACAAACCAGGCUGGAGAAGAAAGGAACGGUCAAGUUAGAGGACAUUGAAAACCACCAAGGAAUGAACCCUCUGAAGCUAGCAGCAAAGCUUGGCAAGAUCAGGCUGUUCAGACACCUGGUGCAACGUGAGUUUAUGGAUGAAGAGACAAAACACCUGUCCAGGAAGUUCACCGAAUGGGUCUAUGGACCUGUCCACUCCUCACUCUAUGACACAACUUCCCUUGACACCAACGAGGAGAACUCCGUGCUGGAAAUAAUCGUCUUUGGCAGUGAGAUUCCGGAUCGUCAUGAGAUGCUUCAAAUUGAGCCUCUACGCAGUCUUCUGGAGGACAAAUGGAAGAGGUUUGCCUCCAAAAUAUUUUUGCUAAAUUUCCUGGUGUACCUGGUAUACUUGGCCGUCUUCACCACAGUGGCUUUCUACAGAAAAGAAGCAGAGCCACCAUUUCCUGUUGAAGACCACUCGGUUGACCACCUUCGUUGUACUGGAGAGUUGAUUACUGCCCUUGGAGCAGUCUACUUUUUCUGUAAAGCUAUAGUUGAUUUCAAAAGGAAACCGCCAAAUUUCAAAGCAUUGCACCUUGAUGGCUUCAAUGAAAUUCUGUUUUUCUUUCAGGCAAUUCUCCUUCUAGUCUGCAUUGUUUUGUAUGUUUGUGGGAGGAAGGAGUACAUAGGACCGCUUGUGCUUUCGCUGGCUAUGGCCUGGGUCAAUAUCCUCUACUACUCAAGAGGCUCUCAACACAUGGGGAUGUACAAUGUCAUGAUGCAGAGAAUGAUACUGACUGACAUCUUGCGCUUCCUGUUUGUCUAUGUCGUCUUCCUGUUUGGAUUUUCUGCAGCUGUUGUUACUUUGGUACUGGACAACCCACCAGCUCAUGAAAACAACACCACAACACCACAGGGGAGGGCGUUGUUUGGCGAUGACAAAUUCCAGUGCAAGAUGCUAACUUACAAAAACGUCGGCUUCACAAUGUUGGAAAUGUUCAAGUUCACUAUUGGAAUGGGAGACCUGGAGUUCACCGAUCACAUGCAGUACAAGGAGGUGUUCUACAUACUCCUAAUUUCCUAUAUCAUACUCACCUACAUACUGCUCCUCAACAUGCUCAUCGCUCUAAUGGGUGACACGGUGGAGAAAAUAUCCAGAGAGAGUGAAAACAUCUGGAAGUUACAGAGAGCCCUUACCAUUUUGGACCUGGAGAAGAGUCUGCCCAGAGUCUUGAGGAACAAGCUGUACUCAGAUGUAGUAAAACCUUUCUCUUUCAAGAGAAAGCAAGAGUACCACUCAUUUAUCAGGGUGGAGGAAAUGGAUUGGAAAACGUGGCGGUCGAAUCUUGUCAUCAUAAAGGAGGAAGAUUCGGGGGAUGAUGACAUCACUGAGACACGUCCCCAUGAGACGCUUGGACAUCAAGGGAGUCUAUGGAGAACAAAUCCUCUUCUAGGGAGGAUUCGUGCCAGACGUCAGGUGCAGCUAAAUACUGUUGUUUGAGCUCAUCAGAGGAUCACAGGAAAAGACUGGUUUAAAUCUUCACAUGCAAACCCUGGGCCACUAUGGACCAAAGACAUCAACCAGGGGCAUUGUUAGACAUAGCAAUAGCCGUUAUGCUGAUGAUACUCAGAUCUAUUUCUCUGCCAAAUCCACGUUGUGGCUGAUCAACUUUAUACCUCUGUAGCUGCUACAGUUCUGCAUUCCACAAUAAUAACUAAUAAACAAUUUCAGAACAAA